Messenger RNA from Acanthoscelides obtectus, 2052 nucleotides. NCBI's taxonomy places the organism in Eukaryota, Metazoa, Arthropoda, Insecta, Coleoptera, Chrysomelidae. The record is from the annotation of a GenBank genome assembly.
UGUAUUUACCCUGAAUCUAUUUUAUCAUGAAUUAGAGCUUUGUCACACUAUUAUGGGUCUUGAAAUCCAGAAAAACUGGAAAAUACAAAUAAUUUUGUUGAAAAACAACCAGUUUUCACCUAUUUUGUUCAACGAACAAGUUAUGAUGGGAAUAAUCAAGACAAAGAAUCGAAUACCAGUGAUCUGAAUCGAAACGGGACGCUUAAAGUUUCAAGCGAUAGUAGAGACUACUUUUUGAAAAAUAUCGAUAUACAUGUUCUGAUUGGCAAUUCCAAAAAGGCCAUGGAGUCCAUCUUCUAGUUUCCUCCAUUAUUGGUUUGUUCUCUAAAAACCGUUCAUCUAUCAAUUUUCUAUAUCUAUAGUUAAUAAAAAUAUUUAAAAUGGCAAUGUCAAAUGCUACGUUGGACAUGAAUAUAACCGGACAUUUACUGCAAAAUGCUUCAAAGUCAAUAAAGCUAUCCAAACGAUACGCAGUGGUGAUGGUAAAUGUUUCUUUGUUGAACAUUUUGCAUCGCAGAAGCGAUGGACUGCGUUUAGGAGAGCUGAAAGGCAGAGAGUAUCAGGGCGUUCAGUUUGUCACAAUAAAAGCGAGAGAACCCCAGGACCCUGUGUUAAAAUAUUUGUUAUUUAUAUUGAAAGGCAUUCAACAUGCAAUUACCAGGGGAUAUCUGAAGGAAAUUUUCCUCUUAUUUAAACAUCACGAAACAUUGGAAACAUUAGAGGUCUAUAGCAUAGCGUUAAAGUAUAAUACAGAAGCAAAACAGAAAGAUGACUGCACAUUUUCAAAUCUGCGAGAUGCUACGAUGGGUGUCUUAAAAUGCAUCGAGAAAUUAGAAAAGCUUGACAAGCUGGAAAAAGAUACGAGAAUAAAAUUCGAGCUGACUUACAACGAUCUUACCCCUUUUCAAUACCAGCCUCCCGGUUUUAAACACACGGAAAACCCACUGUGUUUAGAUUUCGAUAAGAAGGAUAGACUAGUGUUUGGCCAGCUGAACACGGGCUACCACAAGAUAUAUUACUCAGUUCAACGGAAGUCGAAGAAGCACAAUCUGGAACAGAUUUUCGAGGAAGACGAAGAAGAUGAGAUUGAAAACACUCCUCUCUUGAAACGUCUCAAGAUGCCCGAGACUGGUCAAGGAGCUAGUCAAUCUGCCCCGAAUGACAAUCCUGAACAAAAUGCUGAUACAGGUCUAGAAGAACCUGCAAUUAUUAUAGACUCGAUCAAUAUCAGCGCUGACUCGGAAUUGGAACAACCCCAGAUAAUCGACGAAAAUAAGAAUUGCAUUAAUCAAUCUCCCUUAACAAUUUUGAACAUCUCCUUGAUAUCCUCAGAGGAUUCAGUAUCUGUAGCAGAAGCACCUAUACUGUGUUCAAACGAAGCAGAUUACUGCAUCUGUGAAGUCGCUAGUGGAACGUUUAUCAAGAGCGGAAUUGACGGUGCAACCAUAGAAAAAAUCGUAUGUCACCGAUGCAAAAGGACGUAUCACAUGCCCUGCCACGGCUAUCUUAGUCCCAGCAUGUGUUUUCGGGAGUUCAUUUGCGUGAAAUGCAGCCCAUAUAAUACUACUGACACUAUUAUCAGAAGCAUUGAGGGGAACAUGCUGAGAACCAUGGCACGAUGCAGGCUAAUGCUAUAUCUGAUGUUUAAGUAUGAAAAGUUUCAAGAAAAGUUGAUGUCGAUGUUUUCUGACGAUGAGCAACACAUUUUGAUAGAGAAAUUUCUCAAAUAUAAUGUCAUCAACCUCAAGAAACAGGUUGAUGUCAUGCAAAUUCAGAGAUCCGCCAAUUUAACUUUCAAUAUGGAAGAUUCGCAGUUUCUAUAUUGAUUCGUAUUUAUAUUUGCUAAGUUCAAUUGUAUUAAUUGUUUAUUGUUGUUUCUAUCUGUGUAGUUACUUCCAAUGCCUUAAUUGUCUAUGGCCUGAUUGAUGUUUUUAUGUUCACUAACAUUAAACUUAUUUAAUUUUCUGCUUUAAAGAAUAUGUUGAUAUUUGGUUUUAUAUUUCUCAACAUUUGUAAAAUUGUUUUGAUUAAACGUGAUGCUGGAUAAAGUAA